This is a messenger RNA of Pan troglodytes (chimpanzee), 2262 nucleotides long. RefSeq names its product zinc finger protein 429 (gene ZNF429). Gene Ontology annotation, cellular component: nucleus. Gene Ontology annotation, biological process: regulation of DNA-templated transcription. The record is from RefSeq and is a predicted model, not a curated record. NCBI's taxonomy places the organism in Eukaryota, Metazoa, Chordata, Mammalia, Primates, Hominidae.
CUGUGCCUGACGUGUAGCCCUGUCUGGGGAGCUCUGCACGCGCAAUUCCGCAGUCUCUCCCAGAUUGUGCAAGAACCAUGGGAGGGGCGUCAGGGACCAUUGACAUUUACAGAUGUGGCCAUAGAAUUCUCUCUGGAGGAGUGGCAGUGCCUGGACACAGCACAACAGAACUUAUAUAGAAAUGUGAUGUUAGAGAACUACAGAAACUUGGUCUUCCUGGGUAUUGCUGUUUCUAAGCCAGACCUAAUCACUUGUCUAGAGAAAGAAAAAGAACCCUGCAAGAUGAAGCGACAUGAAAUGGUGGAUGAACCCCCAGUUGUGUGUUCUCAUUUUGCUGAAGACUUUUGGCCAGAGCAAGACAUAAAAGAUUCUUUCCAAAAAGUGACACUGAGGAGAUACGAUAAACGUGGACAUGAGAACUUACAAUUAAGAAAAGGCUAUAAAACUGUAGGUGAUUGUAAGCUAUACAAAGGAGGUUAUAAUGGACGUAACCAAUGUUUGACACUUACCCAGAGCAAAAUGUAUCACUGUGAUAUAUAUGUAAAAGUCUUUUAUGCAUUUUCAAAUGCAGAUAGAUACAAGACAAGACAUACUGGAAAGAAACCUUUCCAGUGUAAAAAAUGUGGCAAACCAUUUUGCAUGCUUUCACAACUAACUCAACAUAAGAAAAUUCAUAUUAGAGAGAAUACCUACAGAUGUAAAGAAUUUGGCAAUGCCUUUAAUCAAUCCUCAGCCCUUACUAACCAUAAGAGAAUUUAUGUUGGUGAGAAACACUACAGAUGUGAAGAAUGUGGCAAAGCAUUUAACCACUACUCAACCCUUACUAACCAUAAGAGAAUUCAUACUGGAGAGAAACCCUACAAAUGUAAAGAAUGUGGCAAAGCCUUUAGCAGGUACUCAACCCUUACUACCCAUAAGAGAAUUCAUUCUGGAGAGAAGCCCUACAAAUGUGAUGAAUGUGGCAAAACCUUUAGCAUAUCCUCAACCUUUACUAAACAUAAGAUAAUUCAUACUGAAGAGAAACCCUACAAAUGUAAAGAAUGUGGCAAAGCCUUUAACCGGUCCUCAACCCUUACUAGCCAUAAGAGAAUACAUACUGGUGAGAAACCCUACAAAUGUGAAGAAUGUGGCAAAGCCUUUAACUGGUCUUCAACUCUUACUAAACAUAAGGUAAUUCAUACUGGAGAGAAGCCCUACAAAUGUGAAGAAUGUGGCAAAGCUUUUAACCAGUCUUCAAGACUUACUCGACAUAAAAAAAUUCAUACUGGAGAGAAACCCUACAAAUUUGAAAAAUGUGGCAGAGUUUUUACCUGUUCCUCAACACUUACUCAAGACAAGAAAAUUCAUACUGGAGAGAAACCCUACAAUUGUGAAGAAUGUGGCAAAGUUUUUACCUAUUCCUCUACACUUACUAGACAUAAGAGAAUUCAUACUGAAGAGAAACCCUAUAAAUGUAACGAAUGUGGCAAAGCUUUUAACCGGUCCUCACACCUUACUAGCCAUAGGAGAAUUCAUACUGGAGAGAAACCCUACAAAUGUGAAGAAUGUGGCAAAGCCUUUAAGCAGUCCUCAAACCUUAACAGUCAUAAAAAAAUUCAUACUGGAGAGAAACCCUACAAAUGUGAAGAAUGUGGCAAAGCUUUUAUCCUGUCCUCAAGACUUACUCAACAUAAGAAAAUUCAUACUGGAGAGAAACCUUACAAAUGUGAAGAAUGUGGCAAAGCUUUUAACCGGUCCUCAAGACUUACUCAACAUAAGAAAAUUCAUACUGGAGAGAAACCCUACAAAUGUAAACAAUGUGACAAAGCUUUUACCCACUCCUCAAACCUUAGUAGUCAUAAGAAAAUUCAUAGUGGAGAGAAACCCUACAAAUGUGAAGAAUGUGGCAAAGCUUUUAAUCGGUCCUCAAGACUUACUCAACAUAAGAAAAUUAUACUAGAGAGAAACCUUACAAAUGUGAAGAAUGUGCCAAAGCUUUUACCCGGUCUUCAAGACUUACUCAACAUAAGAAAAUUCAUAGGAUGGGUGUGGUGGCUUAUGCCUGUAAUCCCAGCACUUUGGGAGGCCGAGGUGGGCGGAUCACAAGGUCAGGAGAUCGAGACCAUCCUGGCUAACAUGGUGAAACCCCGCCUCUACUAAAAAUACAAAAAAAAAAAAAAAAUUAGCCAGGCGUGGUGGUGGGCACUUGUAGUCCCACCUACUCGGGAGGCUGAGGCAGGAGAAUGGCCUGAACCCGGAGGUGGAGCUUGCAUUGAGCCACGA